Messenger RNA from Bombina bombina (fire-bellied toad), 2265 nucleotides. RefSeq names its product ubiquitin conjugating enzyme E2 G1 (gene UBE2G1). Gene Ontology annotation, molecular function: ubiquitin conjugating enzyme activity. NCBI's taxonomy places the organism in Eukaryota, Metazoa, Chordata, Amphibia, Anura, Bombinatoridae. Gene Ontology annotation, biological process: proteasome-mediated ubiquitin-dependent protein catabolic process; protein polyubiquitination. The transcript is spliced from 6 exons. Bases 88 to 600 code for a protein of 170 amino acids. The record is from RefSeq and is a predicted model, not a curated record.
GAAGGAGAGAGUGGUGACGGCCCGGACCAGCUGUGCUGCUCCCUCCUCUCUUAUAACGCCUGUCCCCUCCCCACAGUUAAUUUCAACAUGACGGAGCCGCAGUCAGCACUUCUAUUAAGGAGACAGCUCGCAGAGCUUAAUAAGAAUCCUGUGGAAGGCUUUUCAGCAGGACUUAUAGACGAUAAUGACCUUUACAGAUGGGAAGUACUUAUAAUAGGUCCGCCAGACACAUUAUAUGAAGGUGGUGUUUUCAAGGCUCAUCUUACUUUUCCAAAAGAUUAUCCUCUAAGGCCUCCGAAAAUGAAAUUUAUUACAGAAAUCUGGCACCCUAAUGUUGAUAAAAAUGGUGAUGUAUGUAUUUCCAUUCUCCAUGAGCCUGGUGAAGAUAAAUAUGGCUAUGAAAAACCAGAGGAACGCUGGCUUCCUAUUCACACAGUGGAAACCAUAAUGAUUAGUGUAAUUUCUAUGCUAGCUGACCCCAAUGGGGACUCUCCAGCCAAUGUGGAUGCUGCGAAAGAGUGGAGAGAAGACCGGAAUGGAGAAUUUAAAAGAAAAGUUGCACGCUGUGUUAGAAAAAGCCAAGAGACUGCUUUUGAGUGACAUUUAAGUAGCAGCUCAUAGCUUCAUGAAUUCAGGGUCUCCAUUUGAGAAACAAGGCACUGUUUUUCCUGCACUCUACCCACCUUUUUUGCUGGACUUUUUAUUGUAAUUUGGCAAAUACUGGCUGGCACUGGAUUGCAAUAAAACAUGCCAGGUAUCUGACAUACCUAACAAGUGCCAACCUAUAGGUGAUUUUCACAUUUCAAAAUCCAAUGAACUGCUUUAAACUUCAGGAAGAAUUGUACAGACUUGUACAUAGCACAACAUGAUCUGGAUAAUAUAUAUAUACUAUUCAUGUACAUCCAUAAAUACACAUUGUACCAAAUAAAUACUUUUUUAGGGUAAAAAUUGUGUAGUCUAGUGGAAAUGCAAAAAGGAAAGAAGAAACAAAAUGAAGAAUAAAAGGAAGAACAGUCAUAGUUUGGCUUUUUCCGGCCUUCUUUUCAGUUUGAUAUCUCCAGCAGUGAUUUUUGUAAAAAAGCAUGUAAAAAUGUAAGCCAUUAGAUUAAAUUCUUUUAAAUUUGCUUCCAUAUCUGUUAAGGUAAUUGAAGCCUUUCCAACUUGUAUCUUCCUUCUAGUCUUAGAAUGGCCACUGACUUCACUAUGCAUACAAAGCUCAAAGUUUAUAUAUAAAUAUAUUUUUUUCUUUUAAGCUUUUAGAUUUGGCCCUUAUCUAGAGUAGUUUUUUUUAAAUACUGCACGCCCUUAUGGGGGAGCCUUUGAGACAGGGAUGCAUUCUUGUCUUCAUUUCAUGCAACACUUUAGUACACCAGUGGUAAAUAAUUUUGUAGAUGGCAUUGUAUAAUUUAUUUCCCUUAACUUGUUGGGUCACUGCAGGAAUUUAGUUACCUUUUAAAUAAUUACAUACAUAUAGCCCCUAAGGGGACAAAACUCUGGUAAUUAAACUUCUGAAGUGCCUUGUUGCCUGCUAUUUUGUGUCCUUGGAAAAAUGAACCCCACAGAUUAUAGAAAAAUGAUUUGGAAGGUGAGAAGUAUUUAGCAGGUCUGCUGUUUGUUCAGGUCAUAGUGGUUUUGCUACAAGAGCACUCAGAAACCAGCUGCUUUAAAUAAAGACUAGUGACCAUUGGUAACUGUUCUGUGCAGUCCUAUUCCUCAGAUGUCUGGUAUUAAAAUUCAGAAAAGAAAAGCAUUGAUAUUGACUUAUCACAGCAUCUUCAAAGUUUAACGUAUUGUAUUUUCUGUUGCAGACUUGUUACAUUCUUUUGCUAUCCUCAUUUCCACCUCAUUUUACCUUUUUAUCCUUCUAUUGCUGUAUUUUCCUCACCUAAUGUAAAAAAAAAAGUGAUGUAUAUUUUCAUGUAAUUUGAUUUUGAAAUUCUCCUCCUGUAGUGAGUUCUUCCAAAAUAUAUUUUUUUCCAAUAUGUGUGAUGCCUGUUUAUUGAAGUAUUUAUCGGUCUAAUUUUGUAAGUGAAGCCUAAACAAAAAAAAAGGUAUGGAUCUCUCUGAAAACAAUCUUGAUGCCCUCCUUUCCAGACUGAAUUGGCUAUUCCAGAAAUCCCUGUUGAAAUCCCCCUUUUUAAUUUGAUAAGUACUAAUGUCUGUUUUGAACAUCAACCUUAUUUUGCUUAACACAGUUAAGGUGUGUACACCUUUUAAACAUGCCACUGGUGAUUCUAAACAAACAAUAAAAUUGCAUUUCAUAAA